Messenger RNA from Scatophagus argus, 1605 nucleotides. RefSeq names its product D(5)-like dopamine receptor. Gene Ontology annotation, molecular function: G protein-coupled receptor activity. Lineage: Eukaryota; Metazoa; Chordata; Actinopteri; Scatophagidae. Gene Ontology annotation, biological process: adenylate cyclase-activating adrenergic receptor signaling pathway. The record is from RefSeq and is a predicted model, not a curated record. The transcript has a single exon. Gene Ontology annotation, cellular component: membrane. The coding region runs from base 123 to 1514 and encodes 463 amino acids.
CGCAGAGGGUUUGUGGCUGAGGCGCGCUGCAGGUGGCGGUGGUGGAAAGAGGAUGGCAGCGACAGAUUCGUGAGAGGUUGAGACGGACAUGGCGCCGACAGCGUGAGAGAGUCUGGACAUCCAUGGAGAGCUUUUAUAAUGAGAGCCAAAACUACAAGCAGGAUCACCGCUACCACCUGGUGCAGCACCAGGUGGUGCAACACCAGGUGGUCACGGGAGCGGGUUCCUCUGGGCCGGGUGGAAGUGCCAGUCUCCGCGCGCUAACCGGCUGCGUCCUGUGCGUCCUGAUCGUCUCCACCCUGCUGGGUAACACUCUGGUGUGCGCCGCGGUCAUCAAAUUCCGACACCUGCGCUCCAAAGUCACCAACUCCUUCGUCAUCUCUCUGGCGGUGUCCGACCUGUUCGUGGCCGUGCUGGUGAUGCCCUGGAGGGCGGUGUCCGAGGUCGCCGGCAUCUGGCUCUUCGGCCGUUUCUGUGACACCUGGGUCGCCUUCGACAUCAUGUGCUCCACGGCGUCCAUCCUCAACCUGUGCAUCAUCAGCAUGGACCGCUACUGGGCCAUCUCCAGCCCGUUCAAGUACGAGCGCAAAAUGACGCGCAAGUUCGCCUUCCUGAUGAUCGGCGUCGCCUGGACUCUCUCCAUCCUCAUCUCCUUCAUUCCCGUGCAGCUCAACUGGCACCGCGCGGACAACUCCACUGCGGACAACCCGGACGACUGCAACGCCAGCCUGAACCGGACUUACGCCAUCUCCUCGUCGCUCAUAAGCUUCUACAUCCCCGUGGUGAUCAUGGUGGGCACGUACACGCGCAUUUUCCGCAUCGCGCAAACCCAAAUCAGACGCAUCUCGUCUUUGGAGAGGGCGGCGGGGCCCCGUGCGCAAAACCAACGCCACCGCGCGUCAACGCACGACGAAAGCGCGCUGAAAACGUCUUUCAAAAGAGAAACGAAAGUUUUAAAGACUCUGUCCAUCAUCAUGGGAGUGUUUGUGUUCUGCUGGCUGCCGUUUUUCGUCCUGAACUGCGUGGUGCCUUUCUGCGACCUGGACAAACUCGGAGAGCCGCCGUGCGUCAGCGACACCACCUUCAGCAUCUUCGUGUGGUUCGGUUGGGCGAACUCGUCGCUGAACCCGGUCAUUUACGCCUUCAACGCCGAUUUCAGGAAGGCCUUCUCCACCAUCCUGGGCUGUAACAAGUACUGCUCCACCUCCGCGGUGGAGGCGGUGGACUUCAGCAACGAGCUGGUGUCUUAUCACCACGACACCACCAUGCAGAAGGAGGCCUGCGGGCCCGGGGCGCAGAGACUCAUGGUGCCGCCGCACGCAGGCGGAAAUCUGGAGCAAAACUUUGACAAAGUUUCUGUCAUUUCAGUUGAGUCUGGCAACCACGGCAACUUACUGCUACCCGCAAUCCUGCAGUAUGAGUGCGAGGCGGAGAUUUCUUUGGACAUGAUGCCCUUCAGCUCAUCCGGACCCAACGACUGUUAUCUCAUCCCGGGUCACGUCCAGGACCUGUGAGCUCCCUCAGUCUCACGGGUGUCGCGUGAUGCCGGGCCCCUGCUCAGCACCCUCCCAGCAGAGCUGUGGGUUUGCUGUCACUCCAGCCAGA